CAAGGGACAGCAAGCUGGAAACGAGUAACGUAUUUAAGGAGACGUCGUCCCAUGCCAACAGUCAAUUCGUCUCGUGCUUCAGAAGCAUACACUGAAGGAGCAUACAGCUAUGGAUUCCAGUUCUGAUCAUUCCCACGGCGGAUUCGCCAUGAUGUGCCAGAAUCCCUACCUUUUGGGCGUUGCAUCAUUUUCCACCUUAGGUGGCUUGCUAUUUGGAUACGAUCAGGGUGUGAUCUCUGGUGUGAUCACAAUGCAAUCAUUCGGGGCCCGAUUUCCUCGAGUGUUCUCGGACAGUGGCUUCAAGGGGUGGUUCGUGUCUACACUGCUGAUCUCUGCUUGGUUCGGCUCUAUCAUCAAUGGCCCUAUCGUGGACCGACUGGGUCGCAAGUUAUCCAUCAACGUCGCUGUCAUUAUAUUCGUCAUAGGAUCAGCCAUCCAAUGUGGUGCCGUCAACAUUCCAAUGCUCUUUGCAGGACGUGCAGUGGCAGGCAUAGCCAUUGGCCAAUUGACCAUGGUGGUGCCUCUGCACAUCUCCGAGGUCUCCCUCCCUCAGAUCCGCGGUGGACUCGUUGUCCUUCAGCAACUCUCCGUCACCAUCGGCAUCCUCGUCAGCUACUGGAUCGACUACGGCACCAACUACAUCGGAGGCACCCGCUGUGCCCCCAACAUCCCCUACAGCGGCGGCACAGCAUCCUCCCCAACAUUCGAUCCCUACACUGACGUCCCUCGCGGCGGAUGCACCGGCCAAUCCGAAGUCUCCUGGCGACUACCACUAUCCCUCCAGAUCAUCCCAGCUCUGAUCCUAGGCCUGGGCAUGCUAUUCUUCCCCGAUUCGCCCCGCUGGCUUCUAAUGAAAGAGCGAGACGACGAAGCUCUCCAAGCGCUGUCAAGACUCCGUCGACAGGAUCGAAACAACCCCGUCCUAACAAACGAGUAUCUCGAGAUCAAAGCAUCCAUCAUGUUAGAAAAUAGCUUCGCAAGGGAACGAUUCCCGAAUCUGUCUGGUGUGCGGUUGCAUGUUGCUCAGUAUGUCUCACUUGUCACUACGUGGGCACGUUUCAAGCGUCUGGCGAUCGGUUGCUGCAUUAUGUUCUUCCAGCAGUUUAUGGGCUGUAAUGCUCUGAUCUACUACGCUCCGACGAUAUUCGCUCAGCUUGGACUCGACGGGAAUACUACUUCGCUUCUCGCUACUGGCGUCUAUGGGAUCGUAAAUUGUCUUAGCACACUCCCAGCCCUCUUGCUGAUUGACAAGGUUGGUCGAAGAGCCUUGCUCAUGUCCGGUGCCGCGGGGACUUGUGUUUCGCUGGUCAUUGUGGGUGGCAUUAUCGGGGCCUACGGGUCGAACCUGAUCGACCAUCGAUCUGCGGGGUGGGCGGGAAUCGCGUUCAUCUACAUCUACGACAUCAACUUCUCGUACUCUUUUGCUCCAAUUGGAUGGGUCCUGCCAUCGGAAAUCUUCAAUUUAUCCAUUCGUUCUAAAGCCAUGUCAAUCACAACUUCCGCUACUUGGAUGUGCAAUUUCAUCAUCGGCCUCGUGACCCCGGAUAUGCUCGAUUCCAUCACCUGGGGGACCUAUAUCUUUUUCGCAGCGUUCUGUCUCCUGGCAUUUGCGUUCACUUUCUUCUUCAUUCCAGAAACUCGUGGAAAGACUUUGGAAGAUAUGGAUCUCAUCUUUGGAGAUACGACUGCCCAUGAGGAGAAACAGCGUAUCGUCCAGAUUGAGGCUCAGCUCCGCGGCACCGGCCAUUUCACCGACCCGGAUUUCCUGAAGCCUUCCGCACAGGAGGAAGAAAAUAUCGCUUGAGGUUCCAACUGGUGUCGACCUCUUGCAACUUAUCGCUGAUAAUUCUGACGAGGAGCCCCAUCUUGUAUCAACAUAUAAGGCAGAUUCUUCGAGGCAAUUGACU
Aspergillus ibericus CBS 121593 is the source of this 1907-nucleotide messenger RNA. Its product is annotated as sugar porter family MFS transporter. The record is from RefSeq and is a predicted model, not a curated record. Gene Ontology annotation, cellular component: membrane. Gene Ontology annotation, biological process: transmembrane transport; carbohydrate transport. The transcript has 12 exons. Lineage: Eukaryota; Fungi; Ascomycota; Eurotiomycetes; Eurotiales; Aspergillaceae. The coding region runs from base 110 to 1804 and encodes 564 amino acids. Gene Ontology annotation, molecular function: carbohydrate:proton symporter activity.